Miscanthus lutarioriparius is the source of this 1287-nucleotide messenger RNA. Lineage: Eukaryota; Viridiplantae; Streptophyta; Magnoliopsida; Poales; Poaceae. The record is from the annotation of a GenBank genome assembly.
AUGAUGCAGUCCUUCCUCGACACCGUCAGUGAGGAGCAUGUCAAGAAUAAGAUCGUGGGGACAUGGGUGCGGCAGGUCCGCGACCUGUCCAACGACGUGGAGGACAGCAUCGAUUUCAUCCUCCACAUCGACACGACAAAGAGGUCGUGGUGGCUACGGCUGCUGCCGUCCUGUGGGGGCAAGGCGGGAGCGCUACUGCCGGUGGACGAAGCAGUGGCCGAGACAACGCUGCUCAGGGCCCGGGUGGUGGACGUGAGCCAGAGGAACAUACGCUACAACCUCAUUAGCGACUCUGGUUCCAAACCCCUGGCCCUGCCGCCGCAGGAAAUGGCUGCUGCAAGCACAAGGUUAUUUGGUAACAUUCUCCUCAAUGCCACUAAGAAGAAAAGUGGGCUCUCAGAUGAUCUUGCCGGAUUGAUCAUUAGGGAAGAUAAGGAACUUCAAGUAAUUUCGAUAUGUGGAACAGGAGGCGAUCAUGGGAAAAUAUCCAUCAUCAGGAAGGCGUAUGGUGAUCAAAGGAUCCAUAAGAACUUUCAAUGUCGUGCUUGGGUGAAGCUACAGCAUCCGUUCAAUCCUCAUGAGUUCAUCCGAAGCUUGGUGGCUCAAUUCUACACAAACUCUUGCGAAGCACUAGGAGGAGAAGUUGUCGGCGUACGUGCCCUGACAAUGAUGGAGGGGAGCCAAGGUGCUUAUAGUCUCACCCAGGAGUUCGUGCAGCAGGUCAACAAGCAGAGAUACCUCGUCGUUUUGGAAGAUCUGUCCACCAUCUCACAGUGGGAUGACAUCAAGACAUAUCUACCCGACAUGAAGAACGGGAGCCGGAUCGUUGCGUCGACUCACGACCUCGAAAUUGCUAGCCUUUGUCCUGGGGAACCGUGCUUAGUAUCCGAGCUGAGGCAGUUUUCAGCUGAUCACUCGGUCUACGUCUUUUACAAGGAGAUCGUGAGCGACGACACAAUCGCCAACCUCCGCCCACUUGUGGACGAUAAUCUAGACCCCGCCACUAAGCUCUGGUUCCUUGUGUCCUACUCCAAGGCCGAGGUCAACGAUAUAUUGUGGCUUGUGAUCACCAAUGAAGGCGGCGAGUCAGAAAGGGGUGCUAGGAGGGGCAAAGCAAGUCAGGGUAGCAGUGGAAGGGGCAGGAAGAGGCAGUGGGUUAGGGAGGGGCAGGGGGUCCUCAGAAUGUUGCUCCUAUGUAUCCUUAUCCUGUCCGGUGAUCUGGACGUCGAUGUUGAGUUGCUGAGAACUCCGAUGAGCAGAUUCAGCGAAGGUCAUUUGAUCCUAUAG